AUGGUGUUGUCCAACAUGGCGAACAGAAACGCGUCGCUUCCUGGUUGCUGGUGGAAGACAGCAGAAAAAUCCCAGAGGACUCACAAGAGGCACAUUCCAUCUGAUGCCGUUAUCGCAAUUGCUGGAGGUGCAGGUGGAGCAAGUUACGUUGCUUUCUUGCAUCCUCUUGAAGCCAUCACCAAGCAGAGGAAUCUCUUGACUGCAACUUCCAGCAAUGGACUUGUGGCUGUGCGGGAUGUUGGCAGCAGUUUGCAGGGUGUGAGUCUUCGCACUCUGUACAGGGGAGUCAAGAUGCCGAUGUUAGAGAGCAUGUACAGCACUGCAAGUCUUCUCGUGAUUUAUUCACAUGUGAGAGAUGCCAUUCAAAUGCACAACGGCGGGAUCGAGUUGAGGACGGGAGAAGUUAUCCAGGCGGGGGCGAUUGCUGGGGGAAUCAAUGCAGCGCUACCAAACCCCUUCAGCAUGAACUUUGGAGUCAGGUCUAAUGCUCCAGUAUCAUUUACUUCCAUCCUCCAUCAUGCGUUGCGGACGUGCUGUCACAAGAUCGCAUGGAGAACAGCAACGUCCUCGUUCGGAAAUGGAACUUUCUUUGGUGUAGCAGGAGUUUCGCGCAAAUAUUUACAAAACACAGAGACUUUCAAUGGGAAGAGUGCAGUGUUGGCAUCUGGUGCUCUUGGAGGUUUGGCAUAUUCUUUCGUUACUUUCGCUUCAGAAACACUUCAAGCUCAUGUUGAACUAUCCAAGUCAAACUCGUUAACUCAAAUUGAUUCUGAUCGAAGACUUCGUCCUCGUUCUGCUGUGGCUCAAGUCUUUGCACGACACAUGCAUUCGAUGAUGCCAUCGUUGUUGAAGGGGAGUGCGGGCUGUGCUGUUUUAGCUCUUUCGAUCGAUAGUGUGCGAACCGCGUUGUCGUUCUAG
Messenger RNA from Guillardia theta CCMP2712, 918 nucleotides. RefSeq lists its product as hypothetical. Bases 1 to 918 code for a protein of 305 amino acids. The record is from RefSeq and is a predicted model, not a curated record. Lineage: Eukaryota; Cryptophyceae; Pyrenomonadales; Geminigeraceae. The transcript has a single exon.